CGACCGCGGAAGCAAUCGUAUUUCGCUAUCGAAAAUCCUAGACCUGAUCCUUCUGAUCGCCGAUUAGGUGUCAAAAAAUUCAAACGUAAACCUUCGGAACGCACUUCACAUUCGGAAAUCCCAGAUUCAACAAUCCUUCGAAAUGCGUUUGGGAGGAGGACUUGGGAAACAUAAUUCUUGAAAACACAUGUAGAGGCUGAGAAUUCCAAGUGUAAAUCAAAAAACGAAAGUGGAAUGCGAAAGGAAGAGGAAUAUUACAAAAUGUGUAAAAUCGUUUAAAGAUGAAACAAAAAUUUUGGGAAGCUUUCCGUGUACACAUGUGUUGAAUAUAGAAGUAUGAUGUAACAUGUGUCGGUUACACGCCUGCGCUUUUGCAAGUAAGCUACACUGGCGAAGCUGCCUUCUAACGUCUCACCCCGUAAUUCCGCGAGUGGUGGUACGCAUCGUUUACGAGCGUAGCGAUGAAGGUAGUGGUGACGUUGGUUCUACCGCUAAUCAUUCCUCACGGGCUAUAUACGUGUUUUUUCGGUCAGUUGGUCAAUCUUCAAAACGCAGUGACGUUGAAUCUUUGCCAUCCGUAUACGUGCAAUUUACUAUGCUUGUGAAACAGAAUGCGAAAGAACAAAACAAACGAUUUUCCGAGUUACGAAAAUUCCAGCCACUCUCGAUGCGAAAUUAUCAUCGAAAUCAAGUUCCAGUGUAGUGACUCGAAUAACAUUUCGUUUUGAUAUGCAAAAACCAACAGUAUGUCCAUCGAGAAAGAAAGAACAAGGAAAUUCUUUGAAAGCGCGCAUGGUAUGAAACUGAGUGCAGGAUUUUAUGUUUUGUUACUUGGGCUUGUAACAACGGUUACUUUUUGCACGGCGAAACAAAUAGAUUCCGACGGAUUUCAUAGAGGUUGUAAACUUGAAGGAUUACAUCCGUUUUUAAUCGUGACCUACAAGAAUAUUACAAUAUCUGUAGACAAGAUCACUGUACCACACGGGGAACGGGUGACGGUAAGAUGCAGAGAACUUGGCAAAUACAAGCUCGUCGGUGAUCCUCUGUUGCAUUGUCGUAAUGCAAGUUGGAGCGGGAAACUACCCUCUUGUACUCCAACGACAGCGAUUUCAAAUUAUACCGGUGUGACAAUCAUUGGAAAUAUCUACGUCUUAAAACGAAACGAAAUCCUGUUCCAUUUAAUAUUUCUCCUCUCGUUGAUUGUUCGAGGAGAAACAGAGGAUGUACCGCCAACGAUCGUAUUUGGAUUACCGGCCGGUUCAGCUGCUGUCGAACCAUCUGGUGCUCUCGCCGUUUAUCCUGGAAGCAUUCUUCACCUGGAAUGCCUAUUCGCUAGAAAACUUGGUAAUCCCGAAUGGACUUGGACCUCGACAUUUCGUCAAUACUUGACCGGAUGGGCGAUUGCUGCUCGUGAAAGAGACUGGAAGUAUCGAUUAUCGAUAUAUUAUGCGAAAACGCAAGAUUCAGGAGUUUACACGUGCUCUACACCUCGUGGAUUAUCUAACUCCAUACGUGUCCACGUUGUGGAUGUUCAGUGUCCCGUUUUGAACCUACCCAAACCACCGUUAAUCGGUAAGAUCGAAGGUGCGCGUAUGGGUCACGGAGCAACGUUCGAAUGUCCAAUUGGAUUUAAACUAGAAGGCGCAGCUGUUAUAACGUGUCAAUACAACGGUAAAUGGUCAGCCGAAAUUCCGCGAUGCGAAACAAUCGUAUGCCCACCUAUAGAUAAAUUCGAUGAUACAAGGUUGCAACUUCUCGAAUACAACAAUACGUUUGGUCGUAGAGCGGUAUUUGCCUGCAUGUGGGGUCAUAGAUUAUUAGGAUCGCAGACCAUAGAGUGCCAAGGUGACGGUUCGUGGAGCGGAAGUACGCCUAGUUGCGAGGAAAUAAUCUGCCCAACUCCGUCGAUACCGAAGAGUGGCCGUAUUAUCGAACAAACAAAUCGUCAUAAUUCAGGAAGAAAACAACACCAAACGCGUAUGUACAAAGUUGGUGCACUUGUCAGGUUUGCUUGCGUGCCUGGUCAUCAAUUGUUAGGCGAGGCCUCGGUAAUAUGUACAGAGAACGGAACAUGGUCUCAUCCGCCACCAGUUUGUAAAGUGAGAUGUCCUUACCCAGGCGAUCCGCCUCACGGACGAAUCGCACCUCUUAAAUUUUGGUACAAACCAGGUGAUAAUAUACAGGUAACUUGUUCACCGGGAUACGUUACACCAUUGGAACCCGUAAGGAAGCCAACUUGUCGAGAAAAUGGAAUAUGGAGUGCUCCCCCACCACCUUGUAGGUCAUAUAAAGAUGUUUAAAGAGAAAAUGAAUUCUUUAAAAAUCUCACCAAUGAUAACCAGUGUCGUACCAAUGUGUUGUAAGGCGCGACAAAGACGCAAAUGCAUGUCACCACAUCGCCCAAUUGCCAAUUGCGUACCACUCGAUUAAUAAAUUAUGCGGCAAUCUAAACGAUUCCAUUGAAAACAUAUACGAUCUAGAGCACAAAAUAGACCGUGUUUGAUCGUAGAAUAAACGAUACAUAUCAACGAAGCUACACGAUCGAAUUUGUAUGCAUUCGAAACGAUUAAUCGCCUAACUAGUCGUUUUCUUGCAAUCUCAUAUCGUGAGCGUUGACAUUAUAUCGCUGUUCGAGAUAUGUAUGUAUAAUACUUCGUGCAUAACAAUUUCGACAACGAUACAUAAACUUACCGUUAGACUCCAGCUCAACGUGGUUAGCUACGUUGUACGUGAAUGCUUAAAUGCAGAUCCGUAAUAAUAUCAGACAUUUUUUUACUAACAGAAUAUUAUUAUAAUAUAUUCCGGAAAACUAAAGAAACAAGAGGAACAACGAUAUUUAAAAACAAGAAUGACAAAAAGAGACUUUAGAAUAGGAAAUAGAAUGAGGAGACGACAAAGAUGAUAAAGGAGGAAAAGAGAGAAAAAUAGAAGAAUGGAGGAAAAAGGAGAGAGAGAGAGAAAGAGAGAGAAUGUAUGUGAUAAUACGUGUGCAAUAAAUGAAUGCGAUAUAGAUUACACGAUGCCUAAUUCUAACCCUUAGAAGAUUAUAGAAUCUCACAUUUUCCCCUUGUAUGUGAUACGUCUUUGUAUGUAAAAUAAAAUUACGUUAUUCUCUAA
Messenger RNA from Bombus pascuorum, 3117 nucleotides. It is a transcript of the gene hig, whose product is annotated as locomotion-related protein Hikaru genki. The record is from RefSeq and is a predicted model, not a curated record. The transcript has 12 exons. Bases 747 to 2300 code for a protein of 517 amino acids. Lineage: Eukaryota; Metazoa; Arthropoda; Insecta; Hymenoptera; Apidae.